UGUUGGUAGCCUCCUCAGCCUCCUUAGCCAGAGCGGGACACAGCGACAGUGUGGCAAGCGGAAGCGGGUCAGAGAGAUAGAGAGGGAGAUAGACUCAGUGCUCAGUACCGUUAGAUUCAAACGAACGGAUCUCAAGGCGUAGAACGCGUCGCGUUGCCUCGACUUUAGUUAUAUUUUUUUUUUUUUUUUUUUUUUUUUUUGAGUGCACCAUGUUUUUGGAAACUUGAAGUACAGCGUCCUAUUUCAUCCGAAACAGUUGCAGCGCAGUAAAUGUGCUAAGGAUGUCCCCCGCUGAGCAGCUUCCCCUGGUCGGAGGUGGAGUGACAGCUGGUGGAGUACCAGUGGCCUACCAACUGGCGGCCAGCACAAGUGGUGGUGCUAGCGUAGCCGUCGGUGGCUCUGUGGCCGAUGGUGGCGGCGUGACGGGCUCUGGUGGCGAUAAACUGAAAGAGAUGCCCGACAAAUAUGUGGUGGCCAUUUCCCAGUUCCUCGACUGGCAUGUCAACGAGACCUCGGAUAUGGAGCGUCUCAGUGGGCCGAUCCUCAAGUCCAGCAUCAAGUCGGUCUACUGGCUAUUUCUCAUCCAAUAUGCGGCCUUGGCUCUGCUGGGUGUGGUCCUCAACGUGGCCAUUGUGGUGUACAUUAUGUACCAUCGCCUGUACAAGGAUGUGACCCAUGCGUUCAUCAUCAAUCUGGCGUUAUGCCACUUUGUACAGUGUGCCCUCGUCCUGCCCGUCUCCCUGAUGGUGAUGCUCAUCCAGAACUGGAUCUUUGGCCAGUUUUUGUGCUUCUUUCUGCCCAUGUUGCAGGACAUUCCCCUCCACGUGGCCAUGAUCUCACACAUCCUGAUCGCCUGGGACCGUAUGCGCUGGCUCAACGAUCCUUUGAAGGGACGCCUGCCUGGCUUUGUGUGCUGCUGUGCCACCUGGCUCACCGGCAUGGUGAUUGCCCUGCCCUAUCCCAUCUACACCAUUUACGUGGAGCUGGGGGAGUACAUGCCCCAGCUGGCGGGCAUCGGGCUGUGCGUUGUCAACCUCAUGGACGACAUGCAGGAGUACACGCGAGGACUCUUCCUCCUAAUGUACUGCGGCCCGGCCAUUUUGCUGUCCUACCUGUACAUACGCACCUCGCAGGAGCUGCGUCCGCCCGAAGGACCCUUUGCCGUGAUGAUGUACGAGCACCGUGCGGACCUGCGGAUGCGUCAGAGAAACUCCUCUACAUCCUCGGUGGAGCCACGCCAGCUAAGUGGCGGCGGUGUGGCCGGUCUGAGCAAUGGCGGCGGUAGCUCGGCCCGAUCCUAUGACCUGUACAGCGCCGAACUGGAUGUGCAUCGGGAGAAGCGGAAGCAGCGCAAUUUUGGCAGCAUGGCCGCCACCCAGGUGGUGUGCAUGUGCCCCCUAAUGAUCCUCCGCUUUGCCCGGCUCUCCCUGGAGGAGACCUACGAGAAUAUGAAGCACUUUGACUUCACCUACCUGAUGUUUGUGUGGGUGGCCUUCCUGCCCACGGUCAUCUUUCCCUGCAUCUACGCCUCCCAGAUAUUGCCCAGAGACGAGCAGGAGCGUCUGAGGGGCUACUUUCGGCUCUCUUCGAAGAGGAAACAAAAGACUCAGCGUCGCAGCGAUGCCGGCGGUUCUUGCGAGGAUUCCAUAGAGAAGGAUGAGGCCUCCAACACCACCAGUGUCCAUCAUGCAGCCACCACUGGUGCCGGCAGCGAGCCUGGCCAGAAGCAUGCUCCCAAGGUGCGUUACGAGCGAGAGCGUCAGCAGGGACAUGGCGAUCGCUACAGCGGAGCACCCCAUAGACAGGGCAAGGAUCGGGACAGGGAUAGGGAUAGGGAUAGGGAUAGGGAUAGGGAUAGAGAGAGGGAUAGAGAGCGCCAGCGGGCUGGAGGACGCGGAGCAGGCGAUGCCGGGGUGGUCAACAAUCUGGGCAAGGAUGUGCGCGGCAAAAAACACGAUGUCAAGAUCAACAUCAUCUCGGAUGGUGGCCAUGGUAGCACCACCACCACCUCCACCAACCCACACGGCCAUGGACACCGCAAGCAGGCACUGAGCAGCAGCAGCAGCAGCAACAACCACCGGAGUCGGAAUAAUCCUGGACAGCGGAGCAGCAAGCUAACCGCCGCCACCGCCGCCGAUGGCCUGUCCAAUGUCACCGCCUCCACAUAUUGCAAUGGCAAUGGCAGCGCCACUGGCAACGUCCUCAUCCCGGACGACAGCAGCACCAGCAACUAUGGCGACGGCGAGGAGAGCUCCGUGGUGAGCAGCAUGAUGGUGCCGCCGCAACGCUGGCCGAGAUCGGGUUCGGGUUCGGGACCUGGUCAACUGAUGCGCCACAAGGAUGUCUCCUUUAGCGAGUGCAGCAGCACCUUCUCGUCAAGCACCCUGGACCGGGAUCUGGAGAUCAUGGACCAGCUGGAGCGGGAGCGCAGUAUGGAUAUUCAGGAGAUGCUGCAACGGGAACGGGAGCGGGAAAAGCUACGCGGUGGCGUUGGUCGCCAAUUACCGGACAUCGAGAAGCUCUACGCCCAGCGUUCACCUAAGGGUAAGCGGGGCGAGGCCGCCGGUGCCGGAACGGUAACGGGAACUGCUGGCCUGGCCCUGGUCAUGCCCGGCAGCGAUCCCCUGAGCAGCCUCUCCCAGUCACAGUCCCUGUCCACGGAGUACAGCCUGUGCUCGACGCUGGAGCCACCUGGCUCCUCCGUUCUACCCGAGGAAGAGGUGUUGCGCAAGCAUCUGGAGGAACUGGAGGAAGAGGAGGUGGUGCCGCCGGACUUCUACGACAGCUAUACACCUGGCGGUGCCCAGAAUCUGCCGCCUGGCUCUGCUGCCGCUGCUGCCGCCGCCGCGGCUGCUGUUGCCCCGCCCGCCUAUCAGUAUCAAUACAGUCGCAGUCGGCUGAGCCGCAAGAGCUCCGGCUCCGGUUCGGGCCAUCAUAGUCACGGCCGGGUGGGCGCCGGCCACCAUCAUGGCCAGCAUGGGGGCCUUGGUGGGGGGAUUGGACGCGGCUCCAAGCGGGACAGCUUCAAUUCGCUGAAUGGCACCGAUCUUAUUGCUGGCGCUUUUUGCGAAUUGGAUCCGACGCAGCCGCUGAACAAGAUGGCCGUAAUCGAAGGCAGGAUGCGGCGAAGCAGUCCGCGCAAUGCCAGCUUCAGUUCCGGCUCGGGCGUGUCCGGACGGAGUUCGAUGAAGUCGUCGUCGCGGGACUAUGACUACGGUCACGGCUCCUCCUCGCACUCGGCGCAUCCGGAGCUGGACUUCAGGGAGAACAUAUUUGCGGAGCUGUAAGAGGGUUUAUAUUUGGAUAUAUAGAAGAUAUAGAUUCCAAAAGAUCAGGGUAG
Molecule: messenger RNA, 3340 nt
Organism: Drosophila kikkawai
Lineage: Eukaryota; Metazoa; Arthropoda; Insecta; Diptera; Drosophilidae
Biological process (GO): neuropeptide signaling pathway
Cellular component (GO): plasma membrane
Molecular function (GO): neuropeptide receptor activity
Source: RefSeq, a predicted model, not a curated record